GUGCGGAAGGAGGGGUCUCCCCUCGAGCCUUUUGUGUUGCGGACUUCCACAUCCUGCUUAUCAAUAAUUGAGGCGCGCGCCGGCGAACAGACGGAGCUUCCCCCCCUCGCGCGCUGCUAUGAGUGCUGCUGUCCGCCCGCUCGGCGCGCGACUCUCCCUCUGUGCGUUCUGGAACAGGAGCCGCUGACAGUGGAACUAUUUGGUUGUGUUUGUGGUUCGGCAUGUUGGCGCUGUGCCUGCUUAGUGCCGCCUGGCUCGCUGCUGACCCGGUUAGAGCUCAAAAUGAGACCGAGCCCAUCGUGCUGGAGGGGAAAUGUUUAGUGGUGUGCGACUCCAACCCGACUUCAGACCCGACGGGCACCGCGCUCGGCAUCUCGGUGCGCUCCGGCAGCGCGAAGGUGGCUUUCUCUGCUGUCCGGAACACCAACCACGAACCCUCUGAGAUGAGCAACCGGACCAUGGUCAUCUACUUUGACCGGGUUUUAGUAAAUGUUGGGAGGAAUUUCGAUGAGGAACGAAGUAAUUUCAUCGCACCACGGAAAGGAAUUUACAGUUUUAACUUCCACGUAGUCAAAGUCUACAACCGCCAAACAAUACAGGUGAGCUUGAUGCACAACGGCUGGCCUGUGAUUUCAGCAUUCGCUGGCGACCAGGAUGUGACGCGUGAGGCUGCCAGCAACGGAGUUCUGAUCCAGAUGGAGAAGGGAGACCGGGCUUACCUCAAACUGGAAAGAGGAAACCUGAUGGGAGGGUGGAAAUACUCCACCUUCUCUGGCUUCCUGGUGUUCCCAUUGUAGAGAGGAAGGAGAUCAGAAGGAGCAGGGGAUGGAGAGAAAGGAGGAGGCGCCGCUGGAAGAUGGAAAGUUCAGAAGAAAAGAAGGACACACGAUUUGGAAGCAGAAAAGAAUGAGAAAAGAGGAGGCUUAACAACAAACUACUGUUUGUACAGGAGGAAGAGGGGGAGAUGUUUGGGUGAUUUGAGAUCAGGUUUAAUUCUAGGGAUAAGAAAAGCUGGUGCUUAAGAGAAAAUGGCCACCGUCCUCGCUUCAGUCCCUCCUUUCAUCCAUCCCUUCAUCCAACAUAUCCUCUCUUUUUUGUGUGGCUUGACUGCAGCUUUGGACAGCCAGAACUUUUUUUUAUUAUCUGCAGAUAAUUUUAAUGUGUCAGAUUAUAAAAAAUCUCUCCUUUCCUCUUGACUCCUUCCCCAGUCAUUCAUCAACACCCUUUAUUCAUUCAUCACCUUCAACAUCAACUUUGAAGAAUGUUUCUUAAGCUGCUCCUCCAAUGCUCCUAUUUAAUGUAGCCAUAUUUGUCGCCUUUUUGUUUUCUCUUGCAUGACAAGGUUUGCUCUUGGUUUCUGAUUUGUUUUCCGAAUAAAAACUGAACUAGAAUUUUAUUUAAACUAACAGGAAACACAAACCUCCGAUCAUGUAUCCAGCCUGAGGAUAUUUCCCCUCCUUUUAGACGUAUUAUUUUUUUAAAUAUAAUUUUUGGCUGUAAUUCAACUGUUAAAGGUCAAUCAAACUCAUAACUUUAUUGUCUUUUCCUGCCAUCAGAGGGUUGUAUUAUGUUCUGGACAUCACAGAACUAAACUUUUAAAAAUUAUUUUGGUUUUAGUUUGUUACCUAAAUGUUUUGGAUCAUUCGACACAUUUUUUUGAUUAGUCAGAUGACCUAGAAAAAA
Messenger RNA from Cyprinodon tularosa, 1683 nucleotides. RefSeq names its product cerebellin-1. The transcript has 4 exons. NCBI's taxonomy places the organism in Eukaryota, Metazoa, Chordata, Actinopteri, Cyprinodontiformes, Cyprinodontidae. Gene Ontology annotation, molecular function: protein binding. The record is from RefSeq and is a predicted model, not a curated record. Bases 222 to 797 code for a protein of 191 amino acids. Gene Ontology annotation, cellular component: glutamatergic synapse; synaptic cleft.